Molecule: messenger RNA, 2684 nt
Organism: Leptomonas pyrrhocoris
Lineage: Eukaryota; Euglenozoa; Kinetoplastea; Trypanosomatida; Trypanosomatidae
Exons: 1
Coding region: 1347-2684 (445 amino acids)
Source: RefSeq, a predicted model, not a curated record
GCUUACUACGCUGUUCUCUUUUCUCUCGCUUGCUCGUGUAGAUCGAACACCCACACGCUCUCUAUCUUUAUAUACGACUUUAUUCUUGAAGAGGAGAAGAAGGCGUAGUUCCGAUUCUUUCACGACACGACGCAGACAGGCGCGUCGUAUAUAUAUUGCUGACCUCUUCCCAUCAGCCGUCCCCCUCGCCGGCGCCGUCUAACCGCCAAGCUUUUCCGCCACGCCCCCUAUUUAUUUAUUUUGUUUGUUUUUCUCUCUUUGUUCAUUUCAUCGUGCCAGUGGAUCAAUUGAGUUAGCUUCGAGUUUGACUCCUCUUUCUCGAUUGUCGGGUUGUGCGUGUUGCGUAUUGCGAUGCAAGGUGGUGCCUCGCCAUUUCUUCCUCGUCAUUUGUUGUCAUCUGUUCUUCUUAUUCGCCCGCUUUUGUGUUUUCAGUGCAGAUUUUGCCUCCGUGUGGCGACGUGACGGUGCAUCCACCGGCGGAAUCUGUCGACGAGGACGUCGUGAAGACGAGAAGGUACACUGCGAGCGCGGCUCGGCACGGAACCUGUUAUUACUACUCCUAAUCCUAUUCCUAUUACUAUUGUUGUCAGCGUAGUGAGCGUUGUCUUUCCUUUUGCUUGAUCCUUAUCGCCCAACGCAAAAAGGAAGCGCCGUAGAAACUCCACAGCAAAGCCGACCGGUGCAGACACACGCGCGCAUACAUCGAGUUCUCGCUCUGUAUUGGGGGUUUCAACACAUUCUGUUUGUACUUAUUGCCCUGAACGCCAACACACACGCACAAACCCGUCCACGUUAUUCGUUUUACUUUUUAUUGUUGUUCUCCUUUUCUCUCGCGCCUCGUCUUCCUCUCCCCCUCCCCCCUUUCCGGUGCGCGUCUUCCUCCAGAAUUCCUUGUAUCCGGCGCUGCAGUUACACCGGCAGUCGCGCGCCUUUGCUUCUCCCUCCGCUUCUUUCGCGUUGCAUCUCCUGUCUUGGUUGGCUUCGCACAUCGGGCGAGGAAAACCGGACGGCAGCAUCAGGCACCGAAGAAAAGAGCGGUAGUUCCUCACAUAGGCGGCGACCGAGCUUCGACACACCGCCGCUCCACCUUUCUCCGUUCGUGGCCAGAGUCAGCGGGGCGCCGUACUGCUGUCGCAACCGCAGUCAUUGCACGAGAAGGCAGCGCACCAUUUUACGGGUUCUGUCUCUUCUGUUUUCAGCGCAGAAGACCCGACUUUAUUGUGAGGUGUGAAAGAGCGCUUGGAAAAAGAGAAAAAAACAUUUGCUGCGUGGCAUCCGCAAAUCAACUGUAUUCUGCACUCCGUUCGCCUUUUGUUAUUACUACUUUUUCUCCCUCUUUCGCGCCUAUGGAGCCGAUCCGACAGACAUCUAGCGGCGAGCGGCACAACCUCGUCCCGAACAGCGGCGCUGCACACGACAGCCGUCGCACCUCCCUUGCCGUCCCGCUGCUCGACGAGGAAAGCCUAAAGGCAAACAGCGGCGCCUCGAACGUUGCCGCAGGUGGCUUCACGCUCGUCUCGCAGGGCGACGACAACUUCAAGAGCGGCAACAACGGCGGCGCUGGCGCAGAAGGCAUGGCACUCUCCCCCAACGCCCUGUCCAAGACCCUCGAUCAGAAUCAGAUCUACUCCAUGCUGCAGCAGCAGCAGGCCGUGGCGAUGGCGGCGGCCCAGCUGGAGCAGGCCUACAGCCAUACCUGCUACCUGCUGCAGCAGUGCUCUCACAACGCGCUGCUGACGGUUUUGAUGUCGCUUCUGAACGACUACCCGACGACGCUGGUGCAGCCAAUCCGCGUACGUGUGGAGCAGGUGCUGGCACAGCAGAUGUCCCCGUCCGCGAGCAGCCGUCCGUCGAACUCGGCCCGCAAGCCCGGCAACAACUUCGUGCCGAACAGCAGCGCCGCGCCGUGGACGCCGUCCAACGUGCACGGCAGCGCUGCACAGACGCCGACGGCGAGCGGCACCCCGGGUGGGCACCGCCGCGGCCGCGGCCACAAGGCCAAGGAGGAGGAGCAAGAGAUGUGCAGCAUCCACAACAACAUGCGGGCGGUGAAGCAUCUGCAGAUGAACCCCGCCACGGGCCUGUAUGAGUGCAUCCAUGGCUUUCACUGCUUGGUGGAGGGCCAGGCGGACGUGUCGCCGAGGCGGGCGACGACGGCCACUACGCCCUCGGCCGCAAAUGGCGGCUCGCGAGGCAGCAACCCGCUCACAUCGGCCGAGAGUCAACCCUUCGUCCCGGCUGGUGUCCAGCAGCCACGACCACCAUCGCAGCCGCAGCAGCAGCCGCCACAGCAGCCGCAAGUCAAGGCAGAGACACGGUUUAGCCCAACAGAGGUGGAGGCCCUGCGCAUGCUCGGCUACUCGCUCGGCACCAACGGGAACAGCACGAGCAAGGGCGGCAGUGCAGACGUGCAGGCGCAGGGCCAGCGGCGCGACACGGCGGUGGGCCAACGCGACUCCGAGCCUGGCGCGGCGGCACCGCUCAUGACAGGCGCGGCGGCACCGCUCAUGACAGGCGCGGCGGCACCGCUCAUGACAGGCGCGGCGGCUUUAGGCGGCGGUUACACCGUCGUGGGUGACCAUCGCGGCAGCUCCGCCAACUCCCCCUCCGACGCACGGCUGAACAUGGACAUCCCCUCCCUGGAGUACCUCCUGCAGAGCGUGCGAGACAUUGAUGACGAGUAG